AUGAAAUUCAAGCCGGGGGAUUUUGUAGCAGUAAGAUCAAAAGCACCAUGGAGAGUAUUAUUUUUCGGAACCGAUGAAUUUUCUUUGGGAACUCUGAAGGCAUUGCAUGAAAACAGUUUAUUGCAAGCAAGUGAUAAACGUGUUGUGGAUACUCUGCACAUUGCACACCCCUGGACCAAGAAACCGACUCCAGUGACAAGAUAUGCAACUCUCUGUGAUAUUCUGGGACAUGAGUGGCCCAAUGUAGAGUUGGGGAAAAGACACCAUUACGAUGUUGGAGUUUUGGCAUCGUUUGGUCACCUCAUUCCCAAAAGAAUUGUUGAAGCUUUUCCGUAUGGGAUUCUGAAUGUACACCCCAGUUUGCUGCCAAGAUGGAGGGGGGCUGCCCCAUUACAUCACACAAUUCUGAAUGGUGAUGUCAAAACUGGGAUCAGCAUUAUGUCUAUUAGGCCAAAACAUUUUGAUAUUGGCCCCUUGGCAUGCCAGAAAGAGUUUGAUGUUCCUUCAACAUGUACGACUACCAGACUCAGAGAUCGCCUGGCAGACGAAGGUGGAAAGAUGAUUAUAGAGGUCCUUUCACGUUUACCAGAAGCACUUGUAGAAGAAACUCCACAGCCCAGCGAAGGUGUGACAUAUGCUCACAAAAUUACACCAUCAAUGGCAGUUAUAAACUGGGAGAAUCAGACUGUAGACAGCAUUGAUAGACAGUACAGAGCCUUGCAUGAAACUGAAGAGCUACGUACCGACUGGGAGGGCACAACAGUCAGGCUGAUUGACAAGGUCGACGAUGCCAUCAAGCCAGCUGUCCCACUGGAAGAGUCAAGUCCACCAGGUCUUCCCAUCUUUGACAAGCUGAAUGACAUUUUGUGGGUGAAAUGUCAGGAUGGCUGGGUCGCUUUCAAACAUGUGGUCAUCAGGAAAAAAAUGUCAGCAAAGUCGUUUUACAACGGCUACCUGUCGAAGAAAUACCUCCAAGGUGUGGCCUUCAAGAGUGCCGCCAGCAACGAGGAGUACCAGCACAGGAUCACUCAGCAGAAGCCGUCGUGA
Messenger RNA from Candidula unifasciata, 1047 nucleotides. NCBI's taxonomy places the organism in Eukaryota, Metazoa, Mollusca, Gastropoda, Stylommatophora, Geomitridae. The record is from the annotation of a GenBank genome assembly.